Molecule: messenger RNA, 2628 nt
Organism: Penicillium subrubescens
Lineage: Eukaryota; Fungi; Ascomycota; Eurotiomycetes; Eurotiales; Aspergillaceae
Product: 1-phosphatidylinositol-4-phosphate 5-kinase
Exons: 2
Coding region: 1-2628 (875 amino acids)
Biological process (GO): phosphatidylinositol metabolic process
Molecular function (GO): phosphatidylinositol kinase activity
Source: RefSeq, a predicted model, not a curated record
AUGCCGUCUUUCUCGAGCGACUCCUACCAGACAGCUACGGCGACCACUACAACGACCCAUCCCCCUCGCUCGUUCGACUCUUCGCACCGCAAGUCUCAUGACAAAAGCUCCGUUGGAAACACCUUUCUGUGGACCAACUGGCCUAACGGCGACACCAAUCACGAAAUCCACCAGAACGACCGCCCAGUGAUCACCAAUCUGAAGAACGGUAGCGCAUAUUCCCUGAAUGGCACCCGGUCUAGCAUCGGCUCCUAUACGCGCGACCUGCCGCACUCCAAAGACGGCAGUAUGAACUCGUUAGGCAAUGGCUCGAUCAGGGAUCCCCGAGACUCUGGCCGGCCAUCGGCCAUGUUGGAUCGGAAACCAUCGGACGCUGGGCCUGGAGCGGGCUCUGCGAUAGCCCCGGCUUCAAAUCAACAGGUCAAUGGCGGCACUACGAGCUGGAGCCACCGGUCCGCCCCGGCGAAGACGAUGGUCAAUGGCGACUCUCACCGCCCCUCUGCAGACGAACACUCUAUCACAGAUCGGGCUACUAGCCCAUCGACCUCGUUGCUGCAGAUUCCUAAUUCUGAUGACACAGGUCGUCACUCCCCAGACCCGGAUCGUUUGACCCCGGGACCAAAACCCAGCCACCACCGCUACUCCUCCCCUCCCGCUCCCUCCUCUCCUGACACCACCCCCAUGCCAGAAUCACAGCAGUCUAGUAUGCGCCAUCGACAUUCGCUACAAGUUCCAAGGGCCCCUAGUGGUCGACGGAACAGCCGAGACCAAGGCGAUGAUACUGCCUACGCUACCGGCCGACUUUCCCCCACCUCAGCCGGACCGCGCCGCACAUCAUUCAGCCUAAUUCGACGCACAACAAGAACACAGUCAGAACCUGUGGAUGAGACAGUACCAGACGAGGAAGCCGCACGCUGGGCGGAAGCUAUCAAACAAAAACGAGCAUCACGGCGACGGCGCGAGGACGAUGAUGACGAUCGAGUGAUUGUCGGAACCAAAGUUGACCAGAACCACGUCAACUAUGUCACUGCAUACAACAUGUUGACGGGUAUUCGGUUUACUGUCUCUCGAAUCAAUGCGAAGAUGGACCGGGAAUUGACCCCCGCAGACUUUGAAGCUAAACACAAGUUCUCCUUUGAUAUCACCGGCAACGAACUGAUCCCCUCCGCCAAAUACGACUUCAAAUUCAAGGACUAUGCGCCAUGGGUGUUCCGUCACCUGCGCGCAAAGUUCAACCUCGAUCCCGCCGACUACCUGAUGUCUCUCACCAGCAAGUAUAUCUUGUCCGAACUGGGCUCUCCUGGCAAGAGUGGCAGUUUCUUCUACUUCUCACGUGACUACAAGUACAUCAUCAAGACCAUCCACCAUUCCGAGCACAAGCUUCUGCGGAAGAUCUUGCCACUGUACUACAAGCACGUGCAAGAUAAUCCCAACACCUUGAUCUCGCAGUUCUACGGUCUGCACCGAGUUAAGAUGGCAUACGGCCGCAAGAUUCACUUCGUCGUCAUGAACAACCUCUUCCCGCCACACCGCGAUAUCCACCAAACGUUCGACCUGAAAGGCUCAACAAUUGGCCGUGAUUUGCAGGAGUCUGAUCUGGAGAAAAAUCCGCGGGCGACGAUGAAGGAUCUGAACUGGUUGCGAAGGAAUCGUCAUCUGCAGUGUGGACCCGAAAGGCGAUUCGACUUUAUCGAGCAAUUGACCAAGGACGUGGAACUGCUCAAGAAGCUCAAGAUCAUGGACUAUUCGCUACUUGUUGGUAUCCAUGACCUGGAGCGCGGCAACGAAGAGAAGCUCCGUGACAAGACGCUUCAAGUAUUUCAACCAGGUGGCGAUCGUGAAGAAGAGGCCAAGGGUAACAUGCUGAUGCGGACGCCGUCGAAACUCGAGAACGAACGCAAGGCCCGUGAACUACGCAUGUUGAUCAAGCGUGAGCGACCAGUACCCUUGGAUAAAGCCGCGGCAAAGAUGCCCGAAGAGGUUCUAGACUCGCGGAAAAAGAAUCUGAAAUUUUACUCUGACGACGGCGGGUUCCGCGCCACCCAUGAGGAUGGCACCUUUGGCGACGAGAUUUACUACCUCGGCAUCAUUGACUGUCUUACGCACUACGGUAUGGUCAAGAAGAUCGAGAACUUUUUCAAGGGCCUUUCCCACGAUCGGACGCAAAUCUCCCCCAUUCCGCCAGAGAGCUAUGGAGAUCGGUUCGUGAACUUUGUCAAGGGCAUCACCAUGUCAAAGGAAGAGGCCGAGCGGCGACGUGAGUCGCAGGCCUCUGCUGCGGCGUUGAACGAGAAGCGCCAGUCCCGGUCGUCCUCUGUCGAGCGCACAAUGCAGGCAGCCGAGAAGGAGGCAGCGAAGGAUGUGUCUGUUACUCACCCUCGCACCCUGGCCACAGUGUGGGAUCCUGCAGAUGCAGCCGGUCCAGGCCCAACCUCUACUCUACCCAUCGUUGAUGAAGCUGGCGAAGCUAGCAGCGUCGGCGGCCACAGCUCGCACAGCCGACAGGGCCGUCGCUUGUCUGAUAAGGAACUUCCUCCUGUGCCAACAGACGAGCGCUUGCCAACCUCUACCAAGGGCAAGGAAAUUGAUCGGGGCGAAGACUACCUUGCGAACAAGCGCCAGCGGUAA